AUGAAGAUGCUUUCCAUUCAACUCGCGACGAUUCUAGGCCUCGCUGGAAUCGUCACCGCCAUCCCGCAGAUGGUGGUUCCCCUCUCCGCCCAAGGCCCUCUGACGACGCCGCCGCCCCUCCGUCCCGUCGCACCGCGUCCGUCUGUUAUCGGAGAUUGCAGUACCGUGACCAUCUGCAGGGAUUUUAUCAACACGUGCGCUAUUAAGUAUGGCGGUUGCCACAGCAUAUGUCGGCCCUGGCCGACGUACACGGCGCCCCCUUGUCCGAUAUGGACUGGUCUCAACCCGACAACGCCAAUUAACAAAUAA
Molecule: messenger RNA, 309 nt
Organism: Colletotrichum graminicola M1.001
Lineage: Eukaryota; Fungi; Ascomycota; Sordariomycetes; Glomerellales; Glomerellaceae
Exons: 2
Coding region: 1-309 (102 amino acids)
Source: RefSeq, a predicted model, not a curated record